Penaeus indicus is the source of this 1154-nucleotide messenger RNA. Its product is annotated as serine/threonine-protein kinase PLK1-like. Gene Ontology annotation, molecular function: protein serine/threonine kinase activity; ATP binding. NCBI's taxonomy places the organism in Eukaryota, Metazoa, Arthropoda, Malacostraca, Decapoda, Penaeidae. Bases 81 to 1154 code for a protein of 357 amino acids. The record is from RefSeq and is a predicted model, not a curated record. The transcript is spliced from 7 exons. Gene Ontology annotation, biological process: mitotic spindle organization; protein phosphorylation. Gene Ontology annotation, cellular component: centrosome; cytoplasm; kinetochore.
CGAACCCGCGGAGUGCGAAGGUGGAAGUGGAGAGACGGGCUUUAUUUUUGGCUAGAAAUCGCCCUGAAAAAAACUUAAAGAUGAGUAAUCAGAAGGAAGAACCGAAGAAGGAGAUACCCGAAGUGAUCUACGACUCGACGACGGGGAGAAAGUACCAGAGAGGAAAGUUUUUGGGGAAAGGAGGCUUUGCAAGAUGCUACGAACUGACAGACAUGAAAACCAAAGAGAUAUUUGCUGGAAAGAUUGUUGCAAAGUCUCUCCUCGUCAAGCAGCAUCAGAAGGAGAAAAUGUCUCAGGAGAUUUCUAUCCACCGUAGCUUAAAGGAUAGACAUAUUGUUGGAUUUCAUGGAUUCUUUGAGGAUUCAGAUAAUGUUUACAUUAUUCUUGAACUGUGCAGGAGAAGGUCCUUGAUGGAAUUGCACAAGCGUCGUAAAGCUGUCACAGAACCAGAGACAAGGUACUUUCUGAAACAGCUGUUGUUGGGUGUUAAACAUCUCCAUGAUCGCAAAGUGAUUCACAGAGAUCUAAAGCUCGGAAACCUAUUUCUCAAUGAUGAAAUGGAACUGAAGAUUGGUGAUUUUGGUCUGGCUACCAGGGUGGAUUAUGAGGGAGAAAGAAAGAGAACACUCUGUGGUACUCCUAAUUACAUUGCUCCAGAAAUUCUUUGCAAGAAGGGCCAUAGUUAUGAAGUUGAUGUGUGGUCUUUAGGUUGUAUUUUAUAUACUUUGCUGGUAGGUAAACCUCCAUUUGAAACUCAAACCCUAAAGGACACAUAUAUGAGGAUCAAGAAAAAUGAAUAUCACAUUCCAUCUCGCAUUGGUCCACUAGCCCGGUCCCUCAUCCAAAGAUUGCUGCAGGGGGAUCCCACACGUAGACCUAAUGUUGAUAGUAUCCUAGCUGAUGAUUUUAUGACUAUGGGAUAUAUCCCAACUCGCCUUCCCACGUCUUGCCUCACCAUGGCUCCUAGAUUUGACUCAAGAUGUUCCAUUGUAGCCACUAGGAAACCUCUUCUGGAAAUUAACACCAAAGCUCAUAAAAUGGCCGCAUGGGCGUCAGCGGUAGAAACACGAGAUAAGUUUCGAGAGCGCCACCAGAAGAGAGAGGUCUUCGGGGUCAUGAGUCGCAGAGCGGGUGUUGAGUGCGGACCAGCGUGA